Molecule: messenger RNA, 5123 nt
Organism: Mus musculus (house mouse)
Lineage: Eukaryota; Metazoa; Chordata; Mammalia; Rodentia; Muridae
Gene: Plekhg4
Product: pleckstrin homology domain containing, family G (with RhoGef domain) member 4
Exons: 23
Coding region: 672-4379 (1235 amino acids)
Molecular function (GO): guanyl-nucleotide exchange factor activity
Source: RefSeq, a predicted model, not a curated record
GGGCUGUCCACAUUCUACAAUCUCAGUGGAAAAGACUUCUCUGAGUAGAUUCAGCAACCAGCAGAACCAGAGAUGGCCUUCGUGAGUCACUGUUCAGACUUGCAAGCUCAGCUCUGGAAGCCCGCUGUGGUCAGCCACCCCAGGUUGGCUCCAGGCCUAGCCCCCCACUGUCCCGCACUGGGCCAGUGUCUGUCCCUGUUGCUGUUCCAUGCCUUUCCCAUCCCAGAUACGUGUGCCUCACAGCUCUCUGCCUCUUCUGUCUGAGUCUGUCUGUCAGUCAUUUUCUCUAACCUUGGUUUCCACGUCACCCACGUGGGAAGAGUUCAGGACGGGAGGGGCGGUGUGACUAGUCUUAGAUACCCCUAAAUAUUUAUUCUGUGCCAGGCCUGACAUACAGAGCUCGAAAUAUCAAAGUGGACAAUAUUCAGUCUGCCUGCUUACAGGGCACAUUCUGUGUGGAGUGAGAAAACCACAGCCUAGUUCUGCCUCUGUCUCAGCACGCGUGCCUGCGCUCCCCCAACCGCCUGCUGUGUUCAGAGGGCCUGGGUCAGUUAGGGCCUGAGACCUGAUGCCUCUUAUUUGCUUCAUCCCUGGGAAGGGUUAUGUUCCUCCCGGGAAGUCCAUCUUCUUACAGCUCCUGGGGGCCUGGCUAGUGGGUGGAGGAGAGGAAGAUGAGGUGCAAAGAGAAAAGGGUCCCUGGAACAGCCCACAAGAGAGCGGCGCCUUCCGGAAGAACCUGUGAUUCGGUCCUCCAGCCCCUAGAGAGCGCCGCGUCCACAGCGGCCUUGCGGCCCUUCGAGCCACCAGAAGGUGGCGCCCUUGGAAUCUGGGCAGCCUCGCUGUACCCAUCCUCGAGGCUGCGUUUCAGGAACACCCGGAAGGAGGAGGAACCUGCUCACGAGAUACAGGCUAUGGACCCAAGACCUUCAAGACCAGCAGCAGGGGCAACCCAAGGCGUAGGGCUACAGGGGGAUUUCUUGGCCAAGGAGCCUCAAUCGCUUCCGGAACAAAGGGCUGAGGAUGGGCCACGGGGCUACCAGAGGAGCAUAAUAGGAGCCCCCCCAACCCAGUCAGAGGAGCCAGCCUUCUCUGAAUUGGAAAACCUCUUGUGUUCUGGGUCCUCUCACCUUAACCUGACACAGGGUGACAAUGACUAUCGAGGGGAAGGCUUGAUAGGGGACCCAGGUCCAGGCAGAACGCUGCCAGCUGGCUGUAGCCCUUUAUCAGAGACAUCACCAAAGCUACUGGAGGCAGACCCUAGUGGAUCCAGCUUCCCUAAGCCUGCUGACUGUCUCCUAGCUCGAGACCUCGCCUGGGAGCUACUGGCCAGUGGCAUGGCUGCCCUACCAGGGACACGGGAUGUCGAAGGCCGAGCGGUGUUGCUUCUGUGUGCCCACAGCCCAGCUUGGCUCCAUCCCAAGUCUAAUAGCCAUGAGCUGCUGAGCCUUUUGUUUUACCUGCGAGGCAUCCCCAGGCCUGAAGUGCAGGCACUGGGCCUGACCGUACUAGUCGAUGCCCGAGUCUGCUCGCCGAGCUCUUCCCUCACCUGGGGCCUCAGCCGGCUACAGGAAGCAUCCCCGGGGUCUGUACAACAAGUGCUGCUCAUUGGAAAGAUGCCAGAGGACGUGCCUGUCGGGCUUCAGUGGAAGCAGCUACGUUCUCACCAGAGCCUGCUGACCCACAUUCCUAACGUGGAGUUGCCUACUUCGCUAGGAGGGAGCCUGUCUUACUGCCACCAAGGCUGGCUGGAUUUCCGGAUGCGUCUGGAAGCCCUGCAGCAGAGUUGCCAGGUGGCUUGUGCCCUGCUUCAGGGUGUCAUUGACAGUAUGAAGGCACUGCGGCCACCCAUGGAGUCUGGAGAAGUCGCUCAGCUGCUACAGCAGACACAGUCCCUCAUGCAGCAGGUAUUAGAUUCGCCACAGUUGUCAUGGUUACAAAGCCAGGGAAGCCAGGAGCUGGCAUGGUUGAAGCAAGGGACGCCCCGGGUGACCCUGAGCCCCGAUUACAGGUCUGCAGUAGACAAGGCUGAUGCGCUCUACGGUCAGGUGGAUGAACUUUUGCAUCAGCUAGCCCUGAAGAGCAACCAGCGAAUCCGGGCCCUCGAGCUCCUGCAAGCGCUGGAAGCCCAGGAGGGUGUGCUGCGCCAGAUUGAAGUAUGGUUACAGGAGGUGGGUUGGCCAGGAGUGGAGGAACCAGGGGAGCCCUCGCUCGACACGCUGCUCCAGGCUCAAGGCCCUUUUCAAGAGCUGGACCUGGUUGCCCAGGAACAGGUCACGCAAGGGGAGAAGUUACUGCAGCCCCUGGUUGGCUUGGAGGCUGCUGAACUGGGGUCCCCUGGAAAGCGUUUUCUGGCCCUGAGAUCCCAGCUGACGGAAUUUUCCAGAGCUUUGGCCCAGCGGCGCCAGCGGUUGGCAGAUGCUGAGAAGCUCUUUCAGUUCUUCAAGCAGGCCUCGACGUGGACCGAGGAGGGGCGGCGGCUACUGACAGAGCUGGAGCAGGAGCGCCCAGAGGUGGUGCUGCAGCGGCUGCAGCUGCACUGGACCAGACACCCUGACUUGCCCCCUGCCCACUUCCGGAAAAUGUGGGCUCUGGCCACAGGCCUGGGCUCUGAAGGCAUCCGCCAGGAAUGUCGCUGUGCCUGGGCACAGUGCCAGGACACCUGGUUGGCUCUGGACCAAAAGCGUGAGGCUGCACUGAAGCCGAUGCCAGCAACGAACAACACCGCUACUUUGUAUGUCAGGCGGGCUCCUGCUGUACCCACUGUCCCUCCACUGCGGAAGGCCUACAGCUUCGACCGGAAUCUGGGGAGGCAUCUCCAAGAUGUUUCCAGUCGUGGCCACUGUGCAGCCAUUGUUACUGACUGCCACAGACCUGAGGCCAGAGGAGGUGUCCGGCCCAGGUCGUCUCCUCCUGUGCCUCUUUCAGGCAGCUCUGACUUCAGGAGCCCCAACAGGCUACAGCUAGUAUUGGCGGAGAUGGUGGCCACAGAGCGUGAGUAUGUCCGGGCCCUUGACUAUACCAUACAGAACUACUUCCCUGAGUUAGAUCGACCCGAUGUGCCCCAGGGCCUCCGUGGCCAGCGUGCGCACCUCUUUGGCAACCUUGAAAAGCUUCGGGACUUCCACUACAAUUUCUUCCUGCGUGAGCUAGAGGCUUGCACCCGGCACCCACCUCGAGUGGCUCAUGCCUUCCUGCGCCAUAGGGUGCAGUUUGGAAUGUAUGCCCUCUACAGCAAGAACAAACCUCGUUCUGAUGCUCUGAUGACAAACUAUGGUCACACCUUCUUUAAGGAGAAGCAGCAAGCACUGGGGGACCACCUGGACUUGGCUUCCUACCUACUGAAGCCCAUCCAGCACAUGAGCAAGUAUGCCUUACUGCUGCAGGAGCUGGCAAGGGCCUGUGGGGGCCCAGCGCAAGAGCUGGGUGCCCUCCAGGCAGCCCAGAGCCUUGUGCACUUCCAGCUGAGACACGGCAAUGACCUGCUAGCCAUGGAUGCCAUCCAGGGCUGUGACGUAAACCUCAAGGAACAGGGCCAGUUGGUACGGCAGGAUGAGUUCACAGUGCGGGCUGGGCGCCACAAAGCCUGUCGUCGCGUUUUCCUGUUUGAGGAGCUGCUGCUCUUCAGCAAGCCCCGCCGUGGGCCUGCAGGGGUUGACAUAUUCACCUACAAGCGAUCCUUCAAAAUGGCAGACCUCGGCCUCACUGAGUGCUGUGGGGAAAGCCAACUGCGCUUUGAAAUCUGGUUCCGACGACGCAAGGCCAGGGACCUGUUUGUGCUGCAGGCCUCCGAUGUGGCCACCAAACAAGCCUGGACAGCCGAUAUCUCCCGUCUCCUGUGGAGACAGGCUGUCCAUAACAAGGAGGUGCGCAUGGCUGAGAUGGCAUCCAUGGGUGUGGGGAGCAAAGCCUUCUGGGACAUUGCCCCCAGUGAGGAAGCUAUCAAUGACCGCAACAUCAACUAUGUGCUGAAGAGACGAGAUGUUCGCUCUAGGGCCUCCAUUGCUGUGGCCCCAUUUGACUGUGACAACCCUUAUCUGGGUGCCUUGGGCUCCCUUCCUGGAGACCGUGCCUCUGGCUCUGUUCUGGGCUCUCUUAAUCUACACCUGUACAGAGAUCCAGCUCUUAUGGGUGGUCACUGGUCCUUGUAUCCACCCAACUUCUCAGAGGAAGCAUCACUAGAUUUGGGCAGCCAGCCUUCUUUGACUCCCGAGGACUCAGAGGUCUCAUCCCAGUGCCCAUCAGCCAGUGGCUCUAGUGAUUCUGACAGCAGCUGUGUGUCAGGGCAGACCAUGGGCAGAGGCCUUGAGGAUUUGUCCUGUGUGAGUGCCAUCUUUUGCCUUAUGCCCAUCAGUCCUUCCCAAAACUACCCUGGGCUAUAGCUGCCUUUUCUUUAGGGGAGUUGGAAAUGGGUGGGUCAGAGCCAUUCCCCAGAGGACUCCAUGUCCACCCCUAGAACCAGAGAGGCAAAACAUUGACUUUGCUUAACUUGGCACCAUAGGUUUGAGUCCGGCCUGAAGAUGAACAGCACUCAGUAACUCCAAGGAAUACCAGGCCUUUGAAUGUGCUAUAAUCAGAGCACCCUCAUACCCAAUAGGAAUAUCCUUGUUGAUUAUCCUUUCUGAUGUCUGUAGCCAUCAACCGACAGCCCUAGGGCCUCUCCAAGGGCAUCUGGCUGCAGAGACUAGUUACACACCUUGGGUCCCAGGACCCUUCUGUCCCCUCUCCAACUACCUCCCCAAUUGUGAGUUAAGGACAUGAUAGGGCAGAGGGGAGUAUUUCUAGACUGCAGGCUGGUAGAGUAGUGUGGAGCUCUCGGAAGUCAUGAAGGACACAAGUGGAUUCCCAGCGGCUGUUCCUCAACCCUUGGGUAACACUAAUCUCUCCAAACACAGGGCCUAGCCUGGCCCUAUAGCCCCCUUAUUCUUGAAUUCCUUGGCAAACCCAUCGCCAACCUCUUGUUUUUGGGGCCCCCUUGGUCAUUUUGACUUGAUGCUUUUGGUUAGAGUUGUCUACUGGUUUCACUGGCAGUGACACUCUGUUUUCUCAGAGAAGAAAUCUAGGCAUUUUUCUUGUUAUUUACUUUUUUAUUUGUUUAUAAUAAAAAAUAAGUGAUUUGCACCGUU